AUGGGCAGCCACACGUCGGGGUACCCGCAGCCGCCCCACGGCUGCUGCUGCGACAGCGAGGCGAAGGGAAUGCUGGCCUACGAGAGCACGGAAAACCUUGGCAGCCAGCAGGACGGCUCGUCUAGGCUGCUGCAGCUGGCCGACGAGUUGGAGCGGGUGUGCAGCCAGUACGCGGAGGCUUAUCGAAAAGCCUUGCGGAGCCCCCACACGGGCGAGCGCACCAUGAAGAGGGCGAACGAGGUGACCGCCAAAGCCCAGAGCACCCUGACGUCGAUGAGGCGGCGGGAGUAA
Molecule: messenger RNA, 291 nt
Organism: Prorocentrum cordatum
Lineage: Eukaryota; Dinophyceae; Prorocentrales; Prorocentraceae
Source: the annotation of a GenBank genome assembly